UGACAGCUCCAUCGGAUUAUGUCCUACCUACUUGGACCAACCGCAGACCGCUAGAAGACUCGUGAUGAUGCCGUUGCCGAGACAAAACAGCCAUGAAAGAAGGCAAAGACACAGGUGCUCAUGGCAAGAGCAGCUGCCUAACAGUAACAGACAGUUCCAAGAAUUCGUUAUAAAUCAAUCAUGCUCCGCGCAAUGCAUGGCGUCUCCCUUCCAGCGGCGCCCGGAAGCCAUGGCGUCGCGCUCGUGCGCUCUGCUUCUCGUCCUUGCCAUGGCGACGACGUGGCUCGCCGCAGACGCCGGUGCCGGCGCCGGCCCGGUCUUCAACGUCACGGACUUCGGCGCGGUCGCGGACGGGAAGACGGACAGCUCCAGGGCGUUCCUGAGGGCGUGGAUGAGGGCGUGCGCGACGCCAGGGAGGCCCGCCGUCGUCGUCCCCAGGGGCGGGAGCUACCUCCUGCACCCCCUCGUGCUCCGCGGCCCGUGCAGGGGCUACAUGGAGGUCCGCGUCGCCGGCGUCCUCCGCGCGCCGCCCGGGCUCGGCGCCUUCCGCGGCUGCCGCGAGUGGGUCCACUUCUCUGGCGUCGACGGGCUCCUCGUCACCGGCGGCGGCACGUUCGACGGCCGCGGCGCCACCGCGUGGCCGCUCAACGAGUGCCCCAAGAAACGCGACUGCAAGCUCCUCCCCACCGUAAAUAAGCUCAGGCUGAUUUGCACGCAUUUUGGCCGUUCGAUCGGAAGAUCGACGGUCCAGAUUGAUUUGCAUGAUGAGAUAAAAAAUUUGCUGGUGCAGUCCAUCAAGCUGGGGCGGGUGACGAACGCGACGAUCACAGGGGUGACGUCGCUGGACAGCAAGUUCUUCCACGUGACGGUGGCCGGCAGCCACGGCGUGCGGAUUCACGGCGUCACCAUCCGGGCGCCGCGCGACAGCCCCAACACGGACGGCGUGCACAUCCAGGGCUCCUCCGACGUGCGCGUCACCGACUGCGCGGUGGCGACGGGCGACGACUGCGUCUCCGUCGGGCCCGGCGCCUCCGACGUGGUGGUGUCCGGCGUCACCUGCGGCCCCGGGCACGGCAUCAGCGUCGGCAGCCUCGGCAGGUACCCCGGCGAGGAGGACGUCCGGCGGCUGCGCGUCGUCAACUGCACCAUCGCCGGCACCUCCAACGGCGUGCGCAUCAAGACGUGGCGCGGCGGCUCGCGCCCCACCUCCGUGUCCGGGCUCGUCUUCGAGGACAUCGUCAUGCGGAAGGUCCGCAACCCCAUCAUCAUCGACCAGGAGUACUGCCCCUACGCCUCCUGCCGCGAAUCGGAGCAGCGGCCGUCGGCGGUGAGGAUAAGCGACGUCAAGUUCAGGAACAUCCGGGGCGUGUCGGCGACGCAGGUGGCGGUGAAGCUGUCGUGCAGCGAGGCGAGCCCGUGCCGCGGGCUGGAGCUCAGGGACAUCGACCUCCGCUACUUCAAGCGCGGGGUCUCCACCCAGUCGCAGUGCGCGCACGUCGCCGGCGGCGUGGUCGGCGGCACGCUCGUCCCUCCUUCCUGCAUAUGAAGGCUGCCGUCUGUUACAGGGCAUGCUCUAGAUCGAAGAUCUGAGGCUGAGCGAAUUUUUGCUUGAUUUAUUAGUUGUAUAUAAAAUAUUGUACCAAUCGGUAACAUAGCCAGCACACUACUGUAAAGUAAAUUCUAAUCAAGC
Molecule: messenger RNA, 1690 nt
Organism: Setaria italica (foxtail millet)
Lineage: Eukaryota; Viridiplantae; Streptophyta; Magnoliopsida; Poales; Poaceae
Product: exopolygalacturonase
Exons: 1
Coding region: 65-1546 (493 amino acids)
Biological process (GO): carbohydrate metabolic process
Molecular function (GO): polygalacturonase activity
Source: RefSeq, a predicted model, not a curated record